CUUUCGACUUUGGCAAUCUCAAAGGCAUCAUGCGACUGUGUCCUGAAAAAGCUCUCACUUCUCAACCUGACAAAUCACUGUCCCUAAAAUAUUUUGAUGAUGCCUGCAAGCUCGACGGCGAGACAAACCCAAGCCCAACCUUCAAAAACUGGUUGUUCUGCAGUCCCGAUGGCGAGCCCUCGAAGGCGGAGUCUUGAAAGGGGGAGAAACUCGUGCCCAAGGACAAUUUACGUUCAAGAAAGAAACACUCGAGCCUGGAAGCGGCAUCAAGGUCAUUGUAAUUGUGUUCGUCAUGGUAAUUGACGGGAAGCAUCUUACCUUUGAAGGCGCCCAUGCUACUCCACUAGACCCACCUAGGCCUAGCUUUGUUCUAGAGAGGGAAUGGCAGGCGUUGCUCAGCCCGAAUUGGGAGGUUGGUCUGGCAUCUACACCAUACCAGCCCGGGUCAAUCAUCCAAAUCAAGCACAAGCCAAGACCGGUAACUGCAUCCGGUGCAGCGGUCGUGCAGGAGCGGCCUGAAUGGGCCUGGGAUAUCACGGGGGAAUGGACUUUCACUCCUGCUCACGAGCCUCGUGCAGGCAGCUUCAUGAGACUGAUCGGGCUUCCGAAAUCGACACCCAUUACGAUGUCUAUCUUUCUUGCCAACAACCCACGCCACACCAAAAUCAAGAGACAAUAUUGGGCAAUCCUCAAAUUCGGUACCGCGGUAGAGGGCUGCUUGCGCUUCUGCAUGCCAAAGGACGGGGGGAGGCAGUGGAGUGCCAAGCAGUUUGAAGAAGCCUGCAAGCUGGACGACGAUGACUGGGUCGGACCGCCUCCAAAAGGUUCACCCAAAAUGGGCUUUCGGUGGAGAGUCAAGAAUUGCGAGACAGGCUAUCAGCCGCAAUGGUACACAUCUGAGUUUCGGCAUGAGAGUGGGACGUUCGAGAUAGGAGAUGAUGGCAGUCUUUCAUUCAGUCUUCUGAUGACGAUCGGGUUUACUCCUAUGGUUUUGCGAGGGGUCAAGAAUGGGGAAGUCCAGCCUCGAAAGAGCAAUGCUGCGACGGUCAAAACGGUUUGGGACUCAUACACUGACAUGAGGGAGCCUAGUGAUUAACGUUCUGAACAUAUCCAUGAAUCCGAUCCGUAUACGGACUCGGAGUAUAAUAGCGUGCAGAAGAAUACCUUGGACUUUGUUUAAUCAUAGAUUUGUUAGCACACUUGUAACUUUGUUUCGAAUUUAGAAAAGUCUCUUCACAUCACUAUAUCCUG
Molecule: messenger RNA, 1251 nt
Organism: Hyaloscypha bicolor E
Lineage: Eukaryota; Fungi; Ascomycota; Leotiomycetes; Helotiales; Hyaloscyphaceae
Exons: 2
Coding region: 293-1096 (267 amino acids)
Source: RefSeq, a predicted model, not a curated record